Apiotrichum porosum is the source of this 702-nucleotide messenger RNA. RefSeq lists its product as uncharacterized. The record is from RefSeq and is a predicted model, not a curated record. The transcript has 2 exons. The coding region runs from base 1 to 702 and encodes 233 amino acids. Lineage: Eukaryota; Fungi; Basidiomycota; Tremellomycetes; Trichosporonales; Trichosporonaceae.
AUGGUGCUCUACACUGCCCCAAUCUUUGCCCUCGCCGCAUCUUUGUCACUUGUGGCUGCCGCACCCACCGACGAGUUCACCCCUUUCAAUGACAUUAGACCUUUUAACAGCAACCCUCUCCAGGCUCGACAGAGCGGCGAGUGCUACCCGGGAGAUUCCCCUUGCCCGGAUGGCAACGGCUGCGCGCCCUCUGGUUCCACUUGCUGCACUGGCACCGACUACUACUGCCCUGUUGGCACCAAGUGCACAGCCACCAGCUGCUGUUCCGGUCUCUGCAUCGGCGGAGGAGGCGACGCUGCAACUGGAACUGGUAGCGGCGGGAACGCUUACACCGGUGUGGCCUACACUUCCGCUGCCAACUACUACACCUCCCUCGACGCCUCCUCGGCGGCCUUUGGCCCUCUCACCACUGGCGGCGGCGUGGGUUUCACGAUUGGUAAUUCUCAUACCACUGCAGUCGUGGGGGCCUCAACUGCUGUUGUCAACGGAGUCGGUUCCUCGGCAAACGCUGCAGUGCCGACAUUCGGAGUCGCUUCAGCCUCCGUGGCCAAUGCUGGUGUUUCGGUCAUCGGAAAUGGGGCUGGGACCACGAACACCCCUGCUGCUGCUGGCGGAAUCCCUCUGAAGGCCUCUGGAGCAUCCAUCGUGACCAUCCACGUUCUUGGUCUCGUUACCGCGGUCAUCGUCGCCACAUUCGUCUAA